CCGUGGCACCAGGUUUGCGUGGCCUGUCUGCAUCACCUGCGCCGUGCGAAGCCUCUGAAUCGCUUUUUGCUCCUCCUUUUCUUAAAAACUACCUUUUCAUUGUAGACCUUGCCUUCCAAAGGGAAUUAGGAAAUUUGUCUUUAUUAGGGUUAAGUUGCAGCCUUUUCCAAGUCAAGCUAUCCGCUGUUGUGUGCAUUUGCUGCGCUGACCAGAGGAUCUUGAUUUGCGGCGGUUUUUUCUUUAUCCGCUGUUUCUCACAGGAGUGUCCUUGGUAUUUUAGCUAGGGAAGGGGAUGCUCUCUUAAAAAACAAGUCCUGUGAAAAGAGAAGGGUUUUUUCCUUGAUGUUCAGUGUCUCCAAUUCUUGAAAACCUCCUGAAAGUGUUUCCUCUUAUGCUGAUGUAGGAAUUCUUCCAGUUGCCUCUUCUCUCAGCAGCAGUGAAGGCUGGGUGUUUGCACCUGGAAUUGCCUUUCUCCAGUGCUGUGGGUGCUCCCGUAGGGCAGUGAGGCCCACGGCAUCCCAAGCUGAUGUUGGGAGGGUUCCAGCCUGGCUGGAGGCAGCUGAUAAGGCAGACUUGGACUUCCUGUAAGCAGUGGCUCUGGUGCUUAAAAUUCGAAGGAGAUGUUAAUGACGUAGGGCCACAGACUUUCACAGGUAUUUCUUGCAGCAGCUGAGGACAGGUGGAAGAAAAUAAAGAUACUGAGGUCCAGCUGACGGUCAGAGAGGAGUAAUUUGGUCUCGGGGUUAAUUGGCAGUUUGCUGUGGGUUAUCAUUGCUUCCUUCCUGUCCUGUGCAGGGUGUGGAACUGAGGUCAAACAGCCUUCCUCAUGAAUGGGAGAGGGGAGUGUUUGGGAAGCUCUGUGCUCAAAACGGGAGUGCAGCCGGACGGGGCUGAGGAGUUGAUGUCUGUGUGCUCGGGUUGCUGCUGGCUGGUCUCUGCUGGCUGGUGCUGCUCGGUGCUGGUUGGUGUCACUGCCCUGGGCAGGAGGCAGGUGUGCCAGCAGUGAAGCUGCAGUUCUGCCUGAGGCAGAUACGGAGCAGCAGAAGUAGGUCAGGUGCUGAACGCUCGCAGUCAUCUGGCAGGACAAACACAGCCUAUGAUACGUACAGCUAAUCUUUCUGCAGUGUUUUUAACUGGAACUGUAAGAUAAAGACCUCUAUUUACUGCACGCUGUUGGAUUUCUGCCAUGUGUGUGUUUUUGUGUUUUGGUGCUCUCACAGCCUGCUCCAAAGCACUGCAGUUAGUACAGCUACUGAGUGACAAUCUGGCUGCGGUCGCUGUCUGAGUGUGGGGAGGCGUCCAGGUGUGGUUGUGUCAUGAGGAUACGAGGGAAAUGGGUUCUGCUGGAAACUGGAGCUCGGCUGUUGCCUCCUGAGGAUGGCAAAGCUGUUUGAGGAGAAGCUUUUCAUGUUGACCGUGUGCAUCAGUGCUGUGAAGUUGGAUCCAGGUUCCUUUCAGAGCGGUGAAUCUGCUCUGCUUCCUGUGAACUCGGUAUUUUUGUCUUAACAGCACAUCAUUGGAGCUGAUGUCAGGAUGCCAUUACAGCAUGGCGAGUCCUGCGAAGGACAACUAUCGAAUGAAGUGCUACAAGAACAAAGCCCUCAAUCCUGAGGAAAUGCGUCGGAGGAGAGAAGAGGAGGGAAUUCAGCUGCGCAAACAGAAACGAGAGCAGCAGCUCUUCAAAAGAAGAAACGUGGAAUUAAUCAGUGAAGAUGCAUCCAUGUUUGACAGCCUCCUCAUGGACUCCUAUGUCAGUUCCACGACGUGUGGGGAGGGAGUGAUCACAAGAGAGAUGGUAGAGAUGCUUUUCUCAGACGACCCUGAUCUUCAGCUAGCAACCACACAGAAAUUCAGGAAGUUACUUUCUAAAGAGCCAAAUCCUCCAAUAGAUGAAGUGAUAAACACUCAAGGAGUGGUGGACAGAUUUGUGGAGUUCCUGAAGAGAAGCGAGAAUUGCACACUACAGUUUGAGGCAGCGUGGGCACUGACGAAUAUUGCAUCAGGAACUUCCCAGCAGACAAAAAUAGUAAUUGAGGCCGGGGCAGUUCCUAUCUUUAUAGAGCUGUUAAACUCUGACUUUGAGGAUGUUCAGGAGCAGGCUGUCUGGGCAUUGGGGAACAUUGCUGGAGACAGCUCUGUGUGUAGAGAUUAUGUCCUUAACUGCGCUAUCCUUCCUCCCUUGUUAAUGCUCCUUACAAAGUCCACCAGGUUGACAAUGACACGGAAUGCUGUUUGGGCCUUGUCAAACUUGUGCAGAGGAAAGAGUCCACCACCUGAGUUUGAUAAGGUAUCUCCCUGCCUGCCAGUGUUGUCCCGACUGUUAUUCAACAGUGACUCUGACUUGCUGGCAGACGCGUGCUGGGCUCUUUCCUAUUUGUCAGAUGGCCCCAAUGAGAAAAUUCAAGCAGUUAUUGACUCGGGGGUGUGUCGGCGACUGGUCGAGCUGUUAAUGCACAACGACUACAAAGUGGCCUCCCCAGCACUGCGGGCGGUCGGCAACAUCGUGACAGGAGACGACAUCCAGACCCAGGUGAUUCUGAACUGCUCAGCCCUGCCUUGCCUCCUUCAUUUAUUAAGUAGUCCCAAGGAGUCCAUCAGGAAAGAAGCCUGCUGGACCAUAUCUAACAUCACAGCAGGAAACAGAGCACAAAUACAGGCAGUCAUAGAUGCAAACAUCUUCCCUGUGCUGAUAGAAAUCUUGCAGAAAGCAGAAUUCCGUACAAGGAAGGAGGCGGCGUGGGCAAUCACAAACGCAACGUCAGGAGGAACUCCUGAGCAGAUCAGAUACCUGGUCAACCUGGGUUGCAUCAAGCCUCUUUGUGACCUCCUUACCGUCAUGGACUCCAAGAUCGUUCAGGUGGCAUUGAAUGGCCUGGAGAACAUCCUGAGGCUGGGAGAGCAGGAGGCCAACCAGAGCGGGACGGGCAUCAACCCGUACUGCAGCAUGAUAGAGGAGGCUUACGGCUUGGAUAAGAUAGAGUUCCUGCAGAGCCACGAGAACCAAGAGAUCUACCAGAAAGCCUUCGACCUGAUUGAGCACUACUUUGGAGUAGAGGAUGACUCUGCUUUAGCUCCCCAGGUAGAUGAGAACCAGCAGCAAUUCAUCUUCCAGCAACCUGAAGCCCCUAUGGAAGGCUUCCAGCUAUAAUGUGCCCCAGGCAAAAAGACCACCACAGAUUUGCCAGAAAGCAACUGGGAGAAGCUGAUUGUCCCAUUCCUUCUCGCACAUGGAAGGCUGAACACUCACUCCACCUGUUAGGAAACAAUUCUUCCUUCAAACAACUAGACAGAGUGCUUUAUCCUCAUGAAGAAAAUGGGAUGUCUUGCACGUUUUUUUCUUUUUGCUGCUGCAUACGUGUCUUUAAAGCAGGCAUCUGGGUGGAGGAAGGACACUGAGGUAACAGAUUGCACCUCUUGGGUUUUUUUUCUUUGUGGUGAUCUCUCCCAAAUGUCACUUCUUACCUCGGGUACUUAAUUGAGAUUUCAGCGUUGGGUUGGGUAAGAACAGAAAUAGAAAGUGAGUAUUCUGACAAGAAUAAUUCUGGAAACCUGGGUUGAUCUAUUUAAUUUUUUUGCACAUGUUACUCUUAUUAAAGACUCUAAUUUGCCAAGA
This is a messenger RNA of Centrocercus urophasianus (Greater sage-grouse), 3613 nucleotides long. RefSeq names its product karyopherin subunit alpha 6 (gene KPNA6). Gene Ontology annotation, biological process: NLS-bearing protein import into nucleus. The transcript has 14 exons. Gene Ontology annotation, cellular component: nucleoplasm; cytoplasm; nucleus. Gene Ontology annotation, molecular function: nuclear import signal receptor activity; protein binding. The record is from RefSeq and is a predicted model, not a curated record. Lineage: Eukaryota; Metazoa; Chordata; Aves; Galliformes; Phasianidae. Bases 1526 to 3148 code for a protein of 540 amino acids.